GCCUAUUUAAACAGAGAUGGGUGCCCCUGUCGGCACACUGUUCUUCCGCCACCUGACAUCAUGCCUCCCAAGAAGGAUGCUCCUGUGAAGAAACCAGCAGGACCCUCCAUCUCUAAGCCUGCUGCCAAGUCUACAGCAGGGACCCCUCUAGCCAAGACCAAGGCCGAGCCAGCUGCCCCCCAGACCCUUGCGAAAACCCAGGAGCCCCCUGUUGAUCUCUCCAAAGUGGUGAUCGAGUUUAACAAGGACCAGCUGGAGGAGUUCAGAGAGGCCUUUGAGCUGUUUGACCGAGUGGGUGAUGGCAAGAUCCUGUACAGCCAGUGUGGGGACCUGAUGCGGGCCCUGGGCCAGAACCCUACCAACGCCGAGGUGCUCAAGGUCCUGGGGAACCCCAAGAGCGAUGAGCUGAAGUCCCGGCGUGUAGACUUUGAGACGUUCCUGCCUAUGCUGCAGGCAGUGGCCAAGCACCGGGACCAAGGCACAUAUGAGGACUACCUAGAGGGGCUGCGUGUGUUUGACAAAGAGGGCAACGGCAAAGUCAUGGGAGCGGAGCUCAGACACGUUCUUACCACUCUCGGAGAGAAGAUGACUGAGGAAGAGGUAGAGACUGUUUUGGCAGGCCACGAGGACAGCAACGGCUGCAUCAACUAUGAGGCCUUCCUGAAGCACAUCCUAAGCCUCUGAGCUCCGCAGCCCCUAUUGCCCUCUAGAGAGGCAACGGUCCCGGUCAACCAGACAAGCGCAGGCAGUGCGUUUCCCCAUCCGACUGUAGCGCAGCCGCCAGCGCUGGACAACUUUCUUUCUACCCCACCCAACUCCACCCCACCCCACGUAGAACCUGCGGGAUCGGAAACUUGCCCCACCUCCUGUGCGGCCAGUAGCGCGUUCCUGCCACUAGGGGGCACUUACGGUUUUGAAAUAAAAACAUGGUUCCUGCUUUG
Messenger RNA from Rattus rattus (black rat), 941 nucleotides. It is a transcript of the gene Myl6b, whose product is annotated as myosin light chain 6B. The record is from RefSeq and is a predicted model, not a curated record. Gene Ontology annotation, cellular component: myosin II complex. Lineage: Eukaryota; Metazoa; Chordata; Mammalia; Rodentia; Muridae. Gene Ontology annotation, molecular function: calcium ion binding; structural constituent of muscle. Bases 61 to 684 code for a protein of 207 amino acids. The transcript is spliced from 6 exons.